This is a messenger RNA of Purpureocillium takamizusanense, 1429 nucleotides long. RefSeq names its product 2'-phosphotransferase (gene TPT1). The record is from RefSeq and is a predicted model, not a curated record. The coding region runs from base 140 to 1429 and encodes 429 amino acids. Lineage: Eukaryota; Fungi; Ascomycota; Sordariomycetes; Hypocreales; Ophiocordycipitaceae. Gene Ontology annotation, molecular function: tRNA 2'-phosphotransferase activity. Gene Ontology annotation, biological process: tRNA splicing, via endonucleolytic cleavage and ligation. The transcript is spliced from 2 exons.
CGUCGUCUCAUCAGUUUGUACGAAGUAAGUUAUUUCGUAUGUCAACUCAAGCACACCCCCCAUACAGUCUGUGCGGGGCUUCUUUGGGACUCCGUACGGACACGUACACACACGCACACACUGGCGCGUGCGGACUUUGAUGCGCCUCACCAUCAUUAGGCUGAACCGAGUCCCGAAGCAAAUCAGCGCAAGGAAGACCUGCUACAAGGCGAAAGCGGCAGCAGCGACGACGACGACAGCGGCGUCUCAGGUCCGUGGGGACAUCAAAGCAGGCUCUUCCUCUCCGCGGCGGUGGCGAAGGGCGGCGCACUCACCACUCACCGUCUUCUCACCGAGACGCCCACCAGCAUCAGCACCGGCACCGGCACCAGCUGUUGCCGCGUGCGAGCCGACGACGAGGAUGGCCGACGUCGACAACCCCGUCGCCGACGAGGCCGCGCGCGGGAUGCGGCACCUGGACCUGGAGGACAGGGCGGGCGACAGGUCGUCGGACCGGGUGCGGACUGCACGCGGCGGCGGCAGAGGGGGUCGCCGCGGGGCCAAGGGCGGUGGCGGCGGCGGCGGUGAAGGUGGUGGCCGCGAAGUGCAGGUCUCGCGGGCGCUGUCGAGGCUGCUGCGGCACCAGGCUGCGAAUGCGGGCAUCAAGUUGGACGGCGAGGGCUUUGCUCCUCUGGACCAGGUGCUCGCCUGGGGCCCGCUCAAGUCUCUCAAAGUCACCCUCGCCGACGUGCAGUCCAUUGUCGCCUCGAACGAGAAGCAGCGGUUCGCACUCAAGCCAAACCCAACGCCGUCAGCAUCAUCAUCAUCAUCAUCCUCCUCCUCCUCCUCCUCCUCCUCAUCAUCAGCAGCAGCAGCAGCAGGGUGGCUCAUCCGCGCCAACCAGGGGCACUCGAUCCGGCUCGAGUCGUCGUCGCUGCUCGAGCCCGUGACGCUCGAGGCGGGCAACGUGCCGGCGCGCGUCCUGCACGGCACCUACUUCGCCUUCUGGCCGGCCAUCGAGGCGUCGGGCGGCCUGCGGCCCAUGGGGCGCAACCACGUGCACUGCUCCGCGGGGGUCCCCGGCGAGGAUGACGGCGUGGUCAGCGGCAUGCGCGCCGACGCGGAGCUGCUCGUCGAGGUGGACGUGGCGGCGAGCCUGCGCGACGGUGGCGACGGCGACGGCGGCAGUGGCAUCACGUGGUGGCGGAGCGACAACGGCGUGCUGCUGACCGAGGGCGAUGCCGACGGGCUGCUGAGCUCGCGCUUCUUUAAGAGGGUCACGGGCCGCAGGGUCGACGUCGGCGUGCUGUGGGAGGAUGGUGAGAAGAAGGCUGACUUGCCGCCGGGGAUUAAGGGGAGAGUGCCGCAGGGGAAGGGACCUAGAAGAGGAGGAGGCGGCGGUGGGCGAGGUGGGAGGGGAGGGAGGGGAGAGCGCCCACGCGGUUCAUAG